AUGUACAAACUAUUUAUUUAUUUAUUACUUACCGUUUUGUUGGCUUUAACAGCCACCACUAGUCAAGCACAACAACCAAGCGAUGGUCAACUCUACUCUGCAUUUGAGAAUUGGAUGCAACUCUACGAAAUUUCAAUCCCUGCUGAUCAAUUACAACAGAAAUUUCAAAUCUUUAAGGAAAAUAUAAUUAAAAUAGCAGAAUUAAAUUCAAAUCAUUCAGAUGAUGUAGUUGAUAUUGAAUUGGUGUAUCCAGAGGAAUCAGCAACACAGUCUAGAUCAUUGUUGGCAAUUGAAGAGGCUGAACCAACCAUUUCAUAUCCAUCGAUGGACCAACCGACCUACUCUGUCAAUGAAUUUAGUCAAAUGACGACCGAAGAGUUCUUGUCAAUGAACACUGGUUUCGAUGGAACCGAGUUUGUUGCACCAGCUGCCACUCUUGCCGUCUCGACCAUUGCCGCCAUAGCAGCCGGUUCUGCAUUCUUGGCAGGUACCGCUGUAGCCACCACCGUCAUUGUCAAGAAACACUUGAAUAAAAAGAAAACAGAACCAGUGGUCGAGGAAAAAGAAAUUGAAAUGGAAGAACAAGUACCCAAAGAAAGAAGAAAGACAUUGAUUGAUAUCUUUAGAUUCCAUCCAAAGAAUAGUCAUCAAUCUAUUACUGCCAGAACUCCAUCUUCUACUAGUUCCUAA
Molecule: messenger RNA, 690 nt
Organism: Cavenderia fasciculata
Lineage: Eukaryota; Evosea; Eumycetozoa; Acytosteliales; Cavenderiaceae
Exons: 2
Coding region: 1-690 (229 amino acids)
Source: RefSeq, a predicted model, not a curated record